GAGAGAGAGAGAGAGAGAGAUUGCGAGAGCGAGUCUCUGUGCGUCGGACUCGGCUCGCCAGAGGAGCCGCAGACGGACGCGUGCGACGCGCAACUUGAGACGAUCCCCGUCCAGACGUCCGUCCUCUCAGGGCCCAGAGACUCUCCUCCCAAGUGCCGGCGAGCAAGAAGCGAGGUGAAACCCGGAUUGAUCGGCGGCGGCUCUGCAGGCUAUUCAACCUUCUUUGAAACGCUGAAUGAGGAUCGCCCUAGAGAAGAAGACAACGAACACAGCCGAAAGAAGCCUGGGGACAUAGAAGAAUAUAUUGAGUAGUGUGGGGAAACGGGAAGAAAGGAGUGACUGGCACUUGCCCUCUAGCUAAGUCAUAGGUGCAGAUUGAAAGAGUGACAGGUGGGUGAUAAAACGGGGGAAAACUGCAGAGAGAAUGAAGACUGACUGGAAACAAGGACUGCCUCACAGCAACUCUUGCUCCAAUUAGGACAUCUUCCCACAAGACAAGAUGAUUACAAGUAAUCUUCUAUUGGUUUCCAUGUGCCUGUGGGAGGUGCUGUCAGGAGGAGUUUUUGCCAGCAAGGUUGUGUGGAUGAGAGGAGUAGGUGGGUCGCACAUGAUGAAGAUGGAGGAGAACAAAGCUACGGACCAAUGGGAAGCAAGCAGGGACACAAAUGUGAUGCCAGUGGUGACUCUAAGAAAUCUGAUUAGUCACGCACUGCCAAGUGACACUGGAUCGUACGCCAAAGAGCAGCCUAAUCACGCCGCUCCGUCGGCCGCCAUCAAAGAAAGGCAAGCUUUCAAGCCUAAGCAUGAGGUCGAUACUGUUAGCAAGAAAGAGGUCAGCCACCACAAGGAGUUAAGUCCGAAUUCAAAGAAAGCUAAGAACACGACAAAGAAUGUUGAGACUAAAACAGGCAAAACAAUCAUACUGCAUCACAAGCUGGACUUGCAUUCUAACAAAACCCGAUUCAGAUCAAGUUCAAGAUCAAAAGGCAGACCUGAUUUGAACAUCUACGCAACAGGCAUUCCUGGGAAAGUGAUAAGCAUUGAGUCAAACCGAAAACUGAACCUCAGCGGAAGUUCGGAAGUACUGAAAGUGCUGUCUAAAGAAAACCUGGUGAGGAUAGUCAAUUCCCAGAUGCAGAAUGUUCCCAGCUUGAACUUUCCAAGCAAGGGCAGCCGGAGCAGAAAGAGAGAUUUGAUUGACGUUAAUCACGGACAGUUAGAGACUCUGAAAAUAUCGAGACAAGACAUGUCUGUCACUGGCUCUGAUAACCAGACUGCAUUUCCAUACAAAAGUACAGUCACCGCUCCCGAGCUUAAUCAAGACCAUAGUACUGACACAAUUAAUCCUAUAGUGGAAGUCCCGAGUUUAAGUAACGGGCAGGAAGCUUUGGGAUUACUAACCUCAGAUGGCGGUGAAAACAAGAGAAAACGGGGUCUAUUCAGGUCAACACCUCUUGACACAGUCAGUCUGAGCUCAGAAAAAGGAAUAACAAUCAACCCAACAGAAUCAGCUCUCAAACUGACAAAACAUUUCCCAGUGUAUGUUCCCUCUGAAACAAAUGGUGCCACUCCAUCUGUGCUGACAAUGCAGCCCCAAGGACUCAGACCUGGGAACAGAACGGCAGAUUCCCGCAGAGACCCAUUAACGGAGUCAGUUCACACUGCUCAAACAGAGCUCAGCACAGCUCACUACUCAGCAAAUGAAGAGAAAAAGCUUGUCAACAGCACUCAUAUCCUAAGGCUCCAUCCAGCUCCCGAAUGGAACCAUGAUGCAAGAGGUGCUGAGACGCAGGUGGAUGAUCCAGAACAUGGGAAUAACUUGGUAUUUGAAGAAGCAGAGUCGGAGGACCAGGCAGUUGAUUCCGUGGAACCGAAGAGGUCUCGCUCUCGGAGCAGGAGAAGUUGGAUAUGGAACCAGUUCUUUGUCAUCGAAGAAUACGCCGGGCCUGAACCUGUCCUCAUUGGCCGGGUAAGAAUAUGUUCUCAUUUAAUUGAUCAUAGGGUCUUAUUAAUAACACAGUUGAACUGCAAAGCCCUUACAUGGAAUUGUACCUCAUGUGCCCGUAGGUAA
Entelurus aequoreus (snake pipefish) is the source of this 2071-nucleotide messenger RNA. RefSeq lists its product as uncharacterized. The transcript has 3 exons. Lineage: Eukaryota; Metazoa; Chordata; Actinopteri; Syngnathiformes; Syngnathidae. Bases 500 to 2071 code for a protein of 523 amino acids. The record is from RefSeq and is a predicted model, not a curated record.